Molecule: messenger RNA, 2838 nt
Organism: Blastocystis hominis
Lineage: Eukaryota; Bigyra; Opalinata; Blastocystidae
Exons: 6
Coding region: 1-2838 (945 amino acids)
Biological process (GO): nuclear-transcribed mRNA catabolic process, 3'-5' exonucleolytic nonsense-mediated decay
Cellular component (GO): Ski complex
Molecular function (GO): ATP binding; RNA helicase activity; nucleic acid binding
Source: RefSeq, a predicted model, not a curated record
AUGAGUCUGCGAGUGGAGCAGAAGAAAUCGUUCGUUCAGAACAUUCGAAACGUCGGGCUCAGUGUGAACGAAGGCAAAAUGUACAGCGAGAUCGACUCGCGAGAUAUGUCCAACUUCCACACGCUCGUUCCCCACCUCGCUCAGGAAUUCCCGUUCGAGCUCGACGACUUCCAGAAGCGCUCGAUUGUCCACUUAGAGCGCGGAGAGAGCGUUUAUGUCUGCGCACAUACCAGUGCGGGUAAAACUGUGGUUGCGGAUUACGCCAUCUCGCUUUGCUUGUCGCAUAUGACGAAAUGUAUCUACACCUCGCCGGUGAAGGCGCUGUCGAAUCAGAAAUACCACGAUUUUAAGUUGAAAUACGAGGACGUUGGCAUCAUCACGGGCGACGUUUCGCUGAAUCCGACCGCGUCGGUUCUCGUGAUGACCACCGAAAUUCUUCGAGAAAUGCUGUAUAACGGAUCCGACAUCAUUCGCGAUAUCGAAUGGGUCGUGUUCGACGAGGCCCAUUACAUUAACAAUUCAGAUCGCGGCGUCGUGUGGGAGGAAUCGAUCAUUCUCCUUCCCGAUCACGUGGGGCUGAUCUUCCUUUCCGCUACCACUCCGAACGUGAAGCAAAUCGCAGACUGGAUUGGGCGGAGCAAACACAAAAAGAUUUGGAUCAUGCAGACGGACUUCCGUCCCGUUCCAUUAGAAUUCGACUUGAUUUACCAAGGCAAAGUGACUUGCGUAGCUUCUCUGCAGCCCAUUCAUCGAAUAGAUCAAAGACGUGAAAAACAAGUUUUAUCCCGAUCGAAUCCGAUCGCUUCACGGCUUCCGUCCCCAAGAAACAUCGAAGGACGACGCGCCUUCCCUUCCUGCGAAGAUUUUCAACCCCUCUCAAUCCGAUCUCCGCGAUGUAAUCAAGAUUCUCAAGAAGAACAACGACAUGCCCGUACUCCUGCCUCCCAUUUCGCCAUGUACCGCGCUUCCUGCUCUCAAAACGCACAGAAACUCGCCAAGGAAAAAGUGAAUCUGCUGCCUCCAGACGAAGCACAAUACGUCCGAAGCUUCUACCAGCGCUGCAUUCAAGAUCUGCGCGCAGAAGACCGCAGUCUCGCGCAGGUCCAAACGCUGCUGCCUCUCCUCUGUCAAGGCAUCGGCGUUCACCACGCAGGACUGCUGCCGCUUCUGAAGGAAGUGGUCGAAAUGCUCUUCUCGACUGGGUACAUCAAAGUGCUGUUCGCCACGGAAACCUUCGCGAUCGGCGUGAAUAUGCCCGCCAAAUCGGUGUGUUUCAGCGGACUGGCGAAGAACGACGGCAUCACUUCUCGCUAUUUCCUUUCUUCGGAAUUCACCCAAAUGUCAGGACGAGCGGGUCGACGCGGAAAAGACCUUCUUGGACGCGUGUAUAUCCAUGUGAGCAAUCUGCCUUCCACGAACGUAGUGAUGGGUAUUGUCUCGGGAACACGCGAUUUGAUCACGUCGCAAUUCCGAAUCUCCUACUCGAUGAUUAUGAGCAUUAUGCGCGUUCAGGACUUGUCGUUAGAAGGAAUGAUCUCGCACUCUUUUUCGGAGGCUGUGCAUCGGUCCAAGACCGAAUUCACUGCCUAUAAAAAGAAUCUGAAAAGCAUUGAAAACGUCGCUGAACGGCUCAAGAAGAAGCCGAUUCUCUUCUCCUUGCAGGAUCAAAUUGAGUACGCAAAUCAGUACAAACAUACGCAGAAAUCGCGUACGGAGUUCUGGGAGACGCAGAUGGAGCUUUGGAAGAACAUGAAAGAAUCGCCGUUCCGCAAAGGCGCCUUGCUUUUACUGGACGUUUCGCUUUUCAUAAACGACUCGCUUCAUAUUCUCCACACUGUGGGCUCGCUUUUUUCGAUCACCGUCGAAAACGAGUUCAUCAAUAUCGAAGCGAUUCUCCCGGGAUCCGUCGAUUCUGGCAAGCAGAUCAUGACGUUCAACGUUCUGUUCUCGAACCUGGCCAAGAAACUGGGUUCUCUCUACGAGAAAUACGUCGUAUUGCGAGACACUGCGGGGCUGAAGAACAUUUGUCCCGUGCUGCCCCCUUCCAUGUGGGUUGCAAUGUGUUUUGGGUUAUUGAGUAGACCGGGAUCGCUGCUCCCUUCCGCUACCGAAGACGAUUUGAACGCGUUCGCUUAUAUUCUGUCCGCGUUGGAGUCGAAGAAGGAGAAAUUAACCAACAAAAUGGGCGAAGAGAAGCUGAGUCUGCUCCCCGAGCUGCAUUCACGCAUCGCUGUUCUUAAAAACUUGCAGUACAUCGAUGAGGACGACACGGUAACCAUGAAAGGACGCUGCUGCUGCUUUAUCCGAUCAGGGAACGAGCUUUUACUGCUCGAGCUUCUCUUCGAGAAUCUUCUUCAUGAUUUGACGCCUCCCGAACUCGCCGGAGUGCUGAGCGUUUGCAUUUACGAGCGAAACGACGACGUGACUCUCACAAACGCUCACUUUAUCAAGAUUCAGCACGAGAUGAUCGAAAUUGUGGAGCGAAUCGGACAGUUGGAGAAGGAUUGCGGACUGUCGGAAGAGAGUAUUAUGACCAAGGAGAAGAAUAUCCAUGUGGGCUUUAUGGAGAUCGCAGAGAAGUGGUGCAAAGGAAUGACGUUCUCCGAUCUAAUGAAGGGCUGUCCUUUGGAUGAAGGGUUUGUCGUGAAUCAGCUGCUUCGGACGGAGAUGGUGUGUCGCAGACUCGCUGAUAUCGCGCAGGAAAUUGGAAACCCGGAACUCUUCCAGACCUGCCAGAUGAUCUCGCAAGCAAUGCUGCGCGAUAUUGUUUACACUCCUUCACUCUACCUGAACUCAACUCUUUGUUUCAUCAAACAAACAGACAAUCAACACAACUAA